Anolis carolinensis (green anole) is the source of this 5230-nucleotide messenger RNA. It is a transcript of the gene ppp1r3a, whose product is annotated as protein phosphatase 1 regulatory subunit 3A. Gene Ontology annotation, molecular function: glycogen binding; protein phosphatase 1 binding. Bases 66 to 3764 code for a protein of 1232 amino acids. Gene Ontology annotation, biological process: regulation of glycogen biosynthetic process. The transcript has 4 exons. The record is from RefSeq and is a predicted model, not a curated record. Gene Ontology annotation, cellular component: protein phosphatase type 1 complex. NCBI's taxonomy places the organism in Eukaryota, Metazoa, Chordata, Lepidosauria, Squamata, Anolidae.
CACAGUCUCAAAUAUCAGCUGCAACUACAUGAACUGGUCUCUUUCGAUUUAUAUCAGAGAACCCAAUGGAGUCUUUUGAAGAACCUGGUCACAUUAGUAAGGAGAACUUAUUAGAAGUUCCUUCUUUAAACGAUUCUCUCUCAGAAGAUGAAGAUGUUAAAAGUACGCAUCAACAUCGCUUCUCCCCAAGUCCCCGCAGGCGGAAUUCAGAUUCUUCUGAAGAAAUGGAGCCAGAAGCCCCAUCUACCAUUGCAAGAAAAGUUUCAUUUGCAGAUGCAUUUGGUUUUGACCUCGUAUCUGUUAAGGAGUUUGAUACCUGGGAUGUUCCAAUUUCAGCACCAGAUGAUGACUUAGAACAUGAAGAUGUGCCAGUGGAGGAAUUCUAUUUAACUCCACUGUUUACCCCACCUACCACAAAAGAUGAACUUCUGCAAAAAGUGCGAGCACAGAAAGUAUGGCUAGAGUCUGUAGAGUUUCUACCAGGGAUAACAUGUAUGAAGGGCAUAAUUCGUGUUCUGAAUGUAUCCUUUGAAAAGCUGGUCUACGUUCGAAUGUCUCUGGAUAAUUGGCUGACUUAUUAUGACAUCUUAGGAGACUAUGUGCCUAAUUCUUGUGAUGGUGAAACUGACCAGUUCUUGUUCAAGAUUUCAUUGGUUCCUCCAUAUCAGAGAGAUGGUGCAAAGAUUGAAUUUUGUAUACGUUAUGAGACAUCAGCAGGAAUAUUUUGGUCAAAUAAUGACAACAAGAAUUAUAUUUUGACCUGCCACAAAAAGGAAAGCACAUCAGCACCAACUCCACCAUCAUCAUUGGAGAAUUCUCCACUCCAGGAAGAAGUUACAGAUAAAUAUAUCAAAGGCUGCUUAAAGACAACACCAAGCAGUAAAGAAGAAAUAUUAACAACAGAUGGCGAAGACACAUGGAAAAAUUCCAGGACUUCAGAGCCAGACAUCCCCCAAAUCCUUUAUUCACAUGUGGAUGAUAGUGAAAUUAAACAAAGGAAAGAAAAUGUAGUUGAACAUGUGGAACAAACGGAAGAUGAUAAUGAAAAUGAAAAAGAAUUAGAGCUACUGCUAGGUGGAGACUUCAGUAGAACGAGUGGAUCUUCCAGGGAUGAAAGAAGUUUGUAUACAACUGAGCCAGUUAGGUUUCAAAAUGAACCACAAGAACUGGGGGAAAAGCUAGACUCUGGUUUGCUUAAGCAACCUUUGCCUAUAAGCUCUUCAUCUGAACAUGUCCCACAAGACAAAGAACUGUACAGUAAACAAAUAUAUUCCAUAGAAAAUAAAUACACUCAAAUAUCACCAGAAAAAUGUACAGGAAUAGACUCAGCAAUCAGUCCUGUACAAUCUUCAGAAUCAUUUGGCAUCUGUGAAACAUCACUACAGGAUUGGUCUGGAACAAAGGAAAAGGAGCUUCUCCAUAUUACAGAGGUUUUCUUAGGCAAAUGUGAAGAUGGUCAAAAAGAUGAAUCUGACAAUGUUACAGGAAGUCAAACAACAGAGAGAUUGUUUAUCAGCGAUGAUUAUUAUGAUGACCAUAAAAAAGUAUGGGGAACGAGACCCAAAGCAAUUCCAUUGGAAUAUAAUGAAGGAAACCAAUUAAAAGAGAAUGCUUUGGAAGGACUGGAUGACAAUCUGAAACCAUCUGGAGAACAUCAAAUCCAAGAAACUUCUUCCCAAAUUCUCAAAUCAAGUUUAGAAGGCAUUCUCAAACAUGAACCCCAAAGGGAGAUGUUUGAAAGCAAAAACCAGGUUCAUGUAAGUGGCGAGUUAAAUACCAAUACCAUAGCUGAUAUGAAUGUUACAGAAUGUUCCUUGCAAAGUUCACAUUCAGAUGAUGAGAUUGUAGAAGAAAAAUAUAUGACUGAAUGUAUCAUUGACAAAGGAAAGGAAAUCAAGUUGAGCAUUUUAGAACAACUUCCAGAAGAGAAACUAGUUAAUUCUUCCAAUGGGCAUAUAAAGCAUGUUGCACCAGACAUAGAUAAGCUAUCCAAAGGGGGAGCAAGGAUGACUUUUAGUGUGCUAGAAGAAGGAAAAGAGGGGGAAAUUCAUGAAUCAGUAGAGCUAGUGCCUCGAAAUGAUGGAGGGAACAUAAGCAAAAGCAACAAAGAAAAAGAAAGAUUAAGUUCUGUUGCAGGCGAAUUAUGUCAGGAUCUGAAAAAAACAGAAAGCAAGUAUCUAGAGGACAUUCAGAAUACAAGUAAGGUCUGCAUCAGUUGUCCAGAUUUUGUAACACCAAUGGAAGAACAAGCUGCUACACAUCCUGCCUCAAUAAACAUAGAGGAUGUGUUUGAUAGUGGAGAGCAUUUAGGAAAGGAAAAAUACAAUAAGAGCCAUGACCCAGCAAACAGAAACAUUUGGGAGACCAGGCCCUCCCGAAGUGAACCUGACAGAGUUAUUACUGAUGAUCAGAGAAGUCAGAUCAGCUGGGGGAAACCAAGUUCUAGUGGUUUAGAAAGUCAACUGGCAGAAAGAGAAAGUGAAGCAAAUAAAAGAGUGCAGAUGAAAGAGCAAACAGGGGGUGAAGCCAUGUGGGGAAUAAGAGAUACUACACAAUGUUUGAAUGUAACUCCCACAGAUGAACUGUUUACCUGCCAAGACCCGGUGAGACAUGAAGAGACUUCAGUAGCUGAGCAUGAUAGUACAGGGGAAGCAGAGGCAGUUACAGCUGCUUAUAUAAUUAAAACGAGAUCAGAAAGUACUCCAGAAAAAAUGUCUGCUAGUGAAAAAGCAGUAAUUGUUCAGUUACCUCAAGAGACUGUACUAAGUGACAGGCCCACAGAGGAGAGGGAAACAGUGUUUGAUAUACAUGAAGGGAGAAAUGAUGGUUCACAUUAUCCUCUUUGUCAAUGCAAUACAGUGGGUGUAUUAUAUGACACCAAAUUUGAAAAGGAGCCCGUUUCAGAUAUUUAUAAUGCAUACGUACAUGAAACGGUGCAUGGAGAAAUGAUUUCAGUGUGUGGUACAAGCGAAACACUCACUAGAGCAGAACAUAACACUGAAAAUGAUUCCUCAUCAGGUAAAAUAUUAUGGACUUCUUCCACAGAAGGCAAAGCCAUUUGUGGGCAGGAUUUAUCUGUGGAAAUGUCUCUGGGAGCUUUACAACAUCCUCCACAGGGCUCAUACAAGGAAGAGCCUGAAGAGGGAAACAUCUUGAGAACUUUCCUCCAUAUUGGUGCCAAAAGUGAGGAAAUAAUAUCUCCUGCUGAUACAAGUAUUGUGGGGAGCUUCUAUGAAAGCUCCUCAGUGACAUCUUCUGAAGGAUCCCUGGAAGUUCAUGCUUCUGAGAGAGAGAAAGUGUUGCAACCAUACACAGAUGAUCUAAAUAUUUCCUUGGAGUGCAAAUUCCCUUCUGAUGAUAACAUAGAAAGAAGCACAGAAGCUCAAUUUCCCUUUCAGCCGCCACGCAACCGGGAAAAUCUGCUAGGGCCAACCAUUUUAAUUAGUGAACCCAUUGAAGAAAGAGAAGAGACAAGCUCUGAAUCUGAAGGUAUAUUGCCUGAAGAUUUUAAACAGCAUACUGAAAACCCUGUUUUUGAUCAUGGUGUGAUUUCUGGCCAACAAAGUGAAGCUUCUAGUUUGCUGUUGGAAUGUCUAAUUUUAAAACAUAUUGGUUACAAAAUACUUUAUUUCCUCCUAUUUGUUGUGUUUUGUGUAACUUUGUACCACUAUGAUUUCAUAGUUUGCUUUGCCCUCUACUUAUUUUCCCUGUAUUGGCUAUACUGCGAGGGUGGCAAAAACAAAGAAUCUAUGAAGAAGGAGUAGUUUCCCAAUAUCUACAUAAUGUUCUUAAUUUGUAGUAUCAGUUGCUCCCCCAUGGCAGCAGUGUUCACCUUUAGAACAAAUACAACCCCCCUCCCUGGAAACAUUGCUUACAAGGAAUGUAUGUGAUGUUUUCUCCUUCAUACAAGAAAUUAUUCUGCAUAGGACCAUUAGGGACUUCAUUACACUUACCAGUUUAAGUGUCCUGGGAUGCUUGUCAGCCAGUUGAGGAAUGGAUGGGAAUGCAGUCCAUCACACAAUGUCCCAACUUCCAGCAGAGGAUCUACUCCCAGCUGGUGUGGAAGCGUCCUAGGACACUUCCUCAUCAACACGGAAAGGCUCCCAUGUUGUGUGGGCUCCAAUGGAGCCAGCACACUUCUAAGCCAUUUGGACUAUGUUUCUCUUAUGUGAUGGGGGAAGUGGUGCCAUACUGGAGCAGCAUGUGGGGCAAUAGAGUCAUCCUGUGCACGGGAGGGGGUGGGGAGGCACAUGUGAUAAGGUCCUAAGUUUGGAUCAUUAUAUUAAAUGCAGCUGUUACUCCUUAUUGAGUUAUGAAGAUGUGAAGCUUCAGUCUCUUUAGAUCUUGUGCCACCAUACAGCUUCACUUUCUAAGUUUUCAUUUUUUUAAAAUAAAAAGGUUUUGUAUAGCUAGUACAUAAAAAUGGAAUGGCAUUAUAACUAACUCAGUAAUAGGGCAUGUUCAGUCAGGAUUUCCUGCACUGUAUAUUUGUCAAAUUAGCACAAAUGGAAGGAAUAAAGGUAUUGCACUAGCACUCAAAUCAUGUAAAGUUUUACCAUUCCUUUGUGUGGACAAUGCCACCUACGCCCAUCCCACCAGUGUCUUAUUCUGUCAGGUGGAUAAAUGGGAAUUUUUCAUUGAGUGGACUGUAAUCUGUAUCUCUGCAUUGGAGCUCUGCUCUCCAUUCAAACUAUUCUAUGUGCAUAUGCCAUAUUAAUAUUGACCAUGGGCACAACCCACAAGGAAGUCGUCCUAUGCAUGCACCAAUGAAAUGAACAGGACUCAUGAAAGAACAUAUGGAUUAUGCCCCAUGCUUUGAAUGAUCUAGCAUGAUUAACCAGUGCCUAGAUAUGUAGAAGUAGACACUUUGUGGUUUAAAAAGCUGCUGUUUUUCCAAUAUAAUGAAUUAUGUCAGUAAUAUUACUAUUAGCAGUCAAUGUAGCAAUUAUGAUGUAUGUGUUUUAAAUCAAAAGACUAAGCAGAACAAUCAUGCUCUCAUUCACACCGAAGAAGAAAUGGAUUGAUAUACUGUAGUCCAGAGGAUACAAAUUGGUUGUCUUCAGAUAAUGUUUAUAUUUUUGUAAAUGUUUAACACUAGGGAAGAAUUUCGCUCAAGUUUAGUGUCUUUUUUCCAAGUUGGACUUUGUGAAUUGUAUCAUUUUGACCAUGUUGUUUAAGAAAGGCAAGCUCAGUGAGCCUUGAAUAACAGUAAUAAAGAAAGUUUGAAUGA